AUGAAGACGGGGGAGACGGGGUUUUUGGUGAAGUCGAAGAUCGCCCAGAAACACCUUUCAGACACAGACGCAUCAUACGCUCGCAGACAUCAUGCCGGUGACAUCAUCCAGAACCUGCAUGCCAGAAAUAUUUUUCCAAAGACAUUCUUGGGCUUCCCUGCUGACGAUCCUCUACCUCCUUUCCCUUGUGGGGUCAUCCCCAAUUCAGGUCUUAAAAUAAGGUCGAAGCCCACCAAAGGUGGCAAGAAGCCGGCUGCUCAUUUUGAAGUCGACUCUUACAAAGGAAACACUAUCCUCUGGAGGAACGACACCGACAACGCCUUCUUCCAGGGGGGUCUGUCGCUGAAGGACAAUAAAGUCUAUAUACCCGGUAACGGCCUGUACUAUGUCUACACCCAGGCCACCUUCCGCGGACGCAAAUGCCCAGCGCAGAGCUCCAUUUCUCACGCGGUGCUUCUCCAGUCUGGCCCGUACGGACAGGUCAUAAACCUGCUAAGCGCUCAGAAGACAGCUUGCGGGGAGCAGCCUACGGAGACGCCGAGCUCGGAUCACGGGAGGACUCAGCGGUGGAGCAGAUCCAUAUUUCAAGGAGGAAUAUUUGACCUUGAGAAGGGGGACUUGCUCUAUACCACAACCAAUGGGCAGGAAUACCUGAGCUGGACCUCCGGAGAGUCCUACCUAGGGGUGUAUGCGCUGUGAGAUACGGCUUGACAAUGUUCUUGCGCCGUACGCGUAUUUAUAUACAAAUAUUAUUUCACUAA
Spea bombifrons (plains spadefoot toad) is the source of this 761-nucleotide messenger RNA. Its product is annotated as lymphotoxin-alpha-like. NCBI's taxonomy places the organism in Eukaryota, Metazoa, Chordata, Amphibia, Anura, Pelobatidae. Gene Ontology annotation, molecular function: tumor necrosis factor receptor binding. Gene Ontology annotation, biological process: immune response. The transcript has 4 exons. The record is from RefSeq and is a predicted model, not a curated record. Bases 1 to 699 code for a protein of 232 amino acids. Gene Ontology annotation, cellular component: membrane.